Messenger RNA from Lineus longissimus, 2954 nucleotides. Its product is annotated as cytoskeleton-associated protein 2-like. The record is from RefSeq and is a predicted model, not a curated record. The transcript is spliced from 9 exons. The coding region runs from base 296 to 2194 and encodes 632 amino acids. Lineage: Eukaryota; Metazoa; Nemertea; Pilidiophora; Heteronemertea; Lineidae. Gene Ontology annotation, cellular component: cytosol; mitotic spindle; centrosome.
UAUUCCUCUGCAUAUCAACUGUGCUCAAUAGCGAAGAGAAUAAACGAAUCGGGGAUUCCCCUAGGUAAUUCCCUGCACGCAAUCUUAUUCAUUGAUUCGCGUAGUUCGGAUUCGGAAACGAGCUGCGUAAAAGUCACUUUUCUCCAACUAAACGUUAAAUCGGACUCUAACGAACACUCAUAGCGAGUCUAUAGAUGUUGAGUGGUUCAUUGAGUGAGUUUUAGGGGCGCGAAUAUAAUUUUCAAGCGGAGAAAAACAUGAUUACUUACAGAAACUCCUGAAGCAGAAACUCCAAAUGUGGAGAGAAGCUAAGACGAAACCUGGAAUCGCUAGCAGUAAGCCCGGCAGACAAAAGCCUGUAAAAGGGAACUUUCUAGAGAACUCUAGACCUGUGAUCGCUGGCAGCAAGCAAGCUGGAAAGAAGCCCAUUCUUAGAGGGACUCAGCUGGGGAACUCGCUGCCUACACUUGGAACCCAACAUCUUAUAAAACCAAUUGAGAGAAUGAAUCUCAACAAAAGCAAAACUUUGGGACGGACUCAGAAAUCUUUUCCAGCAAAGAAACCUGUCCAACCGAAACAAGAUCUGAAACAAAAGAUAAAGUUACCAGCAACAACGAUGGUACAAAUUCAGGGUAAAGAACACCUCGGGACUGACGUACUCAAAACUCAAAUGAUGACAGGAAAUAUCCCCAAGGCUCUUCCUUCAGCGACUGUGAGGUCAAACGCGAUGAAUGCCAAAGGCAUCAAAAGACUUUCGAGGAAUUUUACAGCGAUAAACAAAGUUAACCAAAACGUGAGGGGAAAAGUUCAGUCAGCCUGUGAAGGUAUCACCAUGAAGCGGGCAGCGCCUAUGAGAGACAGACUAAAGUCAUGGCGGGAGAAGAAAGAAAUGAAUAAAGUCAAAACAGCUGAAAGACCUAAAGUCCCUGAAAAUAAACUCACCAAAUCAAUCGGUAGGCCACACCCAAGCUCGUUUGUGGCCUCGUCCAAAAAAUUAAACAACAUCAUCCAGUCGUACGUCUCAUCAGAUAAGAAGUCACAAGAAAAUGGUAACAAGACGCCAAAAACUCCAAGCAACCCCAGGCGAGCAAAACGACCGUUGAACUUCUCCACAAAUGAAGCAAGUGCCAAACGAGCGAGACAUUUGAGUAUUUCGAAAUCUGUGUCGAGAUUAGCGGAUACGCCUGGGACGCCCAACCCACGUGCCUCAGGCAGAACUCCACGGAGAACGCCAAAGAAUGCCAUGGAAGACGAACAACACCAUAUGCGUGAGAAACUUGAAUCAUGGCUGAAGGCGCAUGGCAAGACCCCUGAACGACAUCGCCACGCCACUUGUUACCACGGUGCUUGUGAAGAGCCCUGGAGGGAUCCGGUUCAGUUAGCAAGUCCUGGAUUGGACGAGUGUCAGCUGGCCAGGCAGAAAACCGUGCUUGAUCAUGAGGAUAUAGCGAGGGAGGUGAAGAAACAUAUUGGGACAUGCAUGGAAAAAUAUCAAGAGGGAGUCCUAGCUGAGACGGUGCUGUUGGAACUGGAAAGUCGCGUGGGCCAAGUCUCGAGUGGACGCACCGUCUCUUCCUAUUGGCUGUGUAAAGCCCGGCUGAUGGAGGAUCUUGGGAAUGAUGCACAGACGGUGGAGGUCUACGACGAAGCGAUGAAGUCUGGAGCAGAGCCCAAGAUGGACAUUCUCAAGGCGCUGCACAACUUCACAACGCGGCUACUCCAGUUCGACAUGGAGGGUGACAAGGACCAUGAUGCCAAGCGGAAGGCGCAGACGGAGAAAAAGAAGCCUCGUCGCUCCGUCAGAAUAAUGGAGGUGCCGCUGACGAUGCCCAAGAAGAUGUCUCGUGUCCAGCAUCAGGUGGAUGAAGACAAUAUCAUCAAUUCUUCGGCGGUUAAGUUCUCUGUGUCUUCGUGUACACCGCUCAUGAAAAAUUUGAGGUUAAAUGACGACGACAACAGUCCGAAAUGUUACGUCGUCACACCGGUCCGCCGAUCGACCCGGAAGAGUUUUACAGAUCUUCCACGGAUGCUACAAGAUCACGACGAGGUGAUUGAUAAUCUCGAUGAUCUUUCCGACCACAAGAAGAACAAGAUGCUCUAUAACGACAACCGGAACUUGAGCGAGAAGUUAGAUUUCGAUUCGGAGGAUGAGGAGGAGGAGGGAAGCAGUGGUGAUGCAGAAAAGGAGAAUUAACAUUUUGUUAUAGCGGACGAUCAAUUAAGAGUAUUACAGCGUCACUUUCAGACAAAAAUAAUGGUGUUGGUCUGGUCUUGGCAUUCAAAGCAUUUUGUUUAGUAAAGUCUGGACAUGUGUUCUAAAACACCUUUUUGUUGCAUUGUAGUUUUUAAAAAACUAAGGUUCACACCAAGUGACAUUGUGGUGCUGAUAGUCUAUAGUUGUCACUUUGAUACGUGUUAGCAAGUAUCGAUUAGAUUUCUUUAAUCCAUACAAGGGUUUAUUUGUUAAACUAUAUUUCGUACUUACCGGUACUCCAGUACAUUUUAAUCUUGAUACUAUGUAAAAUUUUGGACUUAAGAUCCAUUUUAAUUUAUCUAUAAUAUUUUCAUGGACAUGAAUUUUGAACAAUUUGCAGUUUUAGUGAUAUAAAACUGGUCUAAAGUUGACUUGAAAUGCUGGCGUUUACUUUCAGCCAUCCUGGCAGUUUUUCAAGUACAUGUACGCUGGAAAGUUCAAUCAAUUUGCUGAAUUCAAAUUUACUGUUUACUGUCUCACCAUUGUCAACAACGGCUUCUCAAGAUGUUCAUGUCCGAUCACGCAACUUCCGAUCAGGAGACUACUUUGUUCACUUCUGGAAGACGUGUACUAUCACUGCAGUGAUAUCAAUACAUGUAAUGUGUUGAAGAUAAAUCAGCUUUGUGUAUUCUAACCUAGGCUUUCUGAAACAUCGUAUAAGCACAUAUUUUCUACUUUCAUAGACUACAUUAAUGUAUGA